CACGGGGGGCGUCACGUGUGAGAGCCAUGUUUGUCUCGUUCUCUCCCUGCUCACGUCUGUCCAUAAAAUGACCCAUUCCCCAUACAGAGUAAAAACCUCACUCUUGAGAUUCAAAACCAGAGGGAAUAAGAUUAGAGCUCUCUCUCUCUUUCUGGCUCUAUUCUUUGUUUGCUCUAGCAAUGGCUUCUAGGGGUUCUAUUUGGUUUUGCUUUUUUGUUUUGUCUCUAAUUGCCGCGAUAUCAGCUGGGGAGAGCGAAGAGAAGGAGUUCGUUUUGACACUGGAUCACUCCAAUUUCACUGAAACUGUUAGCAAGCACGAUUUCAUCGUCGUCGAAUUCUACGCUCCUUGGUGUGGCCACUGCAAGAAGCUUGCUCCUGAGUUUGAGAAAGCUGCAUCCAUAUUGCAUAGUCAUGACCCUCCAGUUGUUUUGGCCAAAAUUGAUGCCAAUGAGGAGGCGAAUAAAGAUCUUGCAACCCAAUAUGAGAUUAAGGGAUUCCCAACUCUCAAAAUUUUGAGAAAUGGAGGGAAAUCAAUUCAAGAGUAUAAAGGCCCUCGUGAGGCAGAUGGCAUUGUUGAGUAUUUGAAGAAACAAAGUGGCCCUGCUUCUGUUGAAAUAAAAUCAAAAGAAGAUGCUAGUAGUUUCAUUGGUGACAAGAAGAUAGUUAUUGUUGGGGUGUUCCCUAAGUUCUCUGGACAGGAGUUUGAGAACUUUUUGGCUGUUGCAGAUAAAUUGCGCUCUGACUAUGAGUUUGGUCAUACCUUGGAUGCUAAACACCUUCCUAGUGGGGAAUCAUCCGUCACUGGGCCCCUUGUUAGGCUGUUCAAGCCAUUUGAUGAACUCUUUGUUGAUUUUCAGGACUUUAAUGUGGAUGUCCUAGAGAAGUUUGUAGAAGAAUCUAGCAUUCCCAUUGUUACUGUCUUUAACAAUGACCCCAUCAAUCAUCCUUAUGUUAUCAAAUUUUUCAAUAGUCCCAAUGCUAAGGCUAUGUUGUUUACGAACUUCAGUAGUGAGGCUUCAGAUUCUUUCAAAACGAAGUAUCAUGAAACAGCUCAGCAACUCAAAGGACAGGGCAUAGUCUUUUUGUUGGGAGAUGUUGAGGCUAGUCAAGGUGCCUUCCAGUAUUUUGGAGUCAAAGAGGACCAAGUGCCUCUCAUCAUCAUACAAACUAAUGAUGGACAGAAAUACCUGAAGCCAAACCUGGAGCCUGAUCAUAUUGCUCCGUGGUUGAAGGAAUACAAGGAAGGCAAAUUGCUGCCAUACAAGAAAUCGGAACCAAUUCCUGAAGUCAACAACGAGCCUGUGAAAGUUGUUGUCGCUGAUAGUCUCCAUGACAUGGUUAACAACUCUGGAAAAAAUGUUCUUCUGGAGUUUUAUGCUCCCUGGUGUGGACACUGCAAAAAAUUGGCUCCGAUCUUGGAAGAAGUUGCUAUCUCAUACCAAAGUGAUCCUGAUGUUGUCAUUGCGAAGCUUGAUGCAACUGCAAACGAUAUCCCAAAUGAUACUUUCGAUGUCAAGGGAUACCCCGCUGUGUACUUCAGGUCAGCAAGUGGAAAGCUGGUGCAGUAUGAAGGCGAUAGAACAAAAGAAGAUAUCAUUGGUUUCAUUGAGAAGAAUCGGGAUAAAGCUAAUGUUGCUCAGGAAGAAUCGACCAAGGGAAAAGAUGAGCUCUAAAUCUUAUAUCAAUUUUGGGCUUAAUGUACGAAAAGUUAUGUCAGCAUAAUCAAAUUAUUAGUUUUCAUAGACCCUUCAGGGUUAGGAAAAGAAAAUAACCGUGAUCGUGUAAGUUAGAGGACUUCUCCUCAAAAUACUCCUGGAUUUUCACAUGAAUUUUCUUGAUUUCGUCCUAGCUAUAGAUUGAAACCGAGAUCUUAUACA
Molecule: messenger RNA, 1877 nt
Organism: Hevea brasiliensis (rubber tree)
Lineage: Eukaryota; Viridiplantae; Streptophyta; Magnoliopsida; Malpighiales; Euphorbiaceae
Product: protein disulfide-isomerase
Exons: 10
Coding region: 180-1673 (497 amino acids)
Biological process (GO): response to endoplasmic reticulum stress; protein folding
Cellular component (GO): endoplasmic reticulum
Molecular function (GO): protein disulfide isomerase activity
Source: RefSeq, a predicted model, not a curated record